Molecule: messenger RNA, 7737 nt
Organism: Porites lobata
Lineage: Eukaryota; Metazoa; Cnidaria; Anthozoa; Scleractinia; Poritidae
Source: the annotation of a GenBank genome assembly
GUCAACUCUUUUGAGAUUUGUAUUAUAAUGUUUGCAAUCUUGUUCGCAGGAAAGCACGAAAAAAUGGCAACUUACCCUUCUAAGGUAUCGCUUUGUUUGAUAGCGUUGUUUGCGAUAUUAUUCUUGGCUCGUGCUACGAGUGGCAAUAAAAACAAUCAGCCAUCAAACAACAUGGUAGGUGACACAGAAACUGCCUCUGAUAAGUCAGACAAAAUAUAUGUAAAUUUUUGAUGAUGUACAUGAAAACUUGGCGCAUUGAAUAAACAAUCUAAAUUCAAGUAUCACUGAUCAACAGUACUUCCUGUAUACGCAGCAAAUGAGACUUCUAAGACAAAAAGUGUAUAUUUUAGCUGAAACGCCAAAUCGUAUUUUUACGGUGUUAUGUCGGUGAGAAAAAUUUUUUGAUGUGCGGCCCUUGCGCACAAAAGAGAGAAUUGUGAUAGCUACCCAAUUUAAAUAAUGAUAUCAUCAAAGCCGAUUGACAAAUUUGAGGUUUAUUUUUCCUCCAAUUUACCAGGCCUCUCCCGUCUACUAUGCUGGGAUUCCCGGCAUGCAUGGUAAACCUGGUUCCCCUGGGAUACCAGGCCGCGACGGACGAGAUGGCCGUGAUGGAGCCAAAGGUGACCAAGGUAUCCCAGGGAAGACUGGACCCCAGGGGCCUCCGGGACCUAACGGAAACCCUGGUGUUAACGGAAAUGAUGGCGCUAAAGGAGAACGCGGAGCCCAAGGACCCCCAGGACAAAAGGGGGAACGCGGGGAGAGUGGAUUAAGUGGAACCCCUGGGAAUCCAGGUCUGAUGGCUUUUAAGAACUGGAAGGAAUGCGUUUGGAAAAACAUCAAUGAUGACAAAGAUCAAGGGCUCAUCAAGGUUAAUACAUUUUUGGGUAUCUUUCGCAUUAUUCGAAGAUUGUUAACCGACAAAAUUAUCCUACAUGUUCUAACCCUUGAACUCUUAAGAGUGAACAACGUCUAAAUUCUCUCUAAACUGGCUAAUCCAACAUAGAGGGUUUUGAGAAAAAGGAACUGAUCAGCAAGUAAAAGGAGCGUUCUUUAUUGAACAAAUUCUUCUCUUCAGUACAAUAGGUAGGGAGCACAGUGUUAAGAGCAGGCAUUCUCAUAUUACGAUUCAAGGGAUUAUUGUAACUAUCGCAAUAUGGCUUCGUAAUUCUUGUUCAACAUUUUUUCUUUUUGAAGUAGAUAACGCUGGGAAACAUCGAAUAAUGAGCCUGGUUCUAGCUCUGUUUUUUUGUUGUUGUAGUUGUAGUUGUUAUUAUUAUUUUUAUUUUUUGCACAGGAAUGUGUGUUCACCAAAAACUUCUGAGACACAGCCCUUCAUGUGCACUGGAUGGGUACUCUUAGAACCCAUGGGAAAGAUGCAUGUAAACGCUGGUACUUUACUUUCAACGGCGCGGAAUGUUCAGCCCCUCUGACCAUUGAAGGUGUUGUGUACGUGAGAAGUACAACUGUAAAUCCCCAUCGUGUUCGCCAUAUCGAAGGCUACUGUAACAACAUCCACAAAGGAAAGGUGGGCGUGGGAUUCUGGGUUGGUACUUGCCCUGGCUUCAGUCCAAACUUUGACGCCUACACGGGAUGGAAUUCUGUGUCCCGAAUCUUCGUAGAAGAGGUUCCCAGAGCUCAAGCUUAGACCUCGAAUUGAAACAGAGUUUCCUGAGUAAAGCAUACAGGGACAUGCAAUAAAAGAUAGUGCUGUCUUGAUUAAGGGAUAGUAUAGUUAAUUGCUUUGUCAGUAGCAAUGUAAUAUUUGCUGAUCUUAAAUAAACGACAGGAGGCUUCGAUUCAAAAGGAAAUGUUUGCUUGUUUGUUAUUAGACCUUCAUAGGUAUAAAAAGUGCUUAGAGUGCACAUAGUCAAAAGAUUGCAAGUCUCCAUGGCAACGUCAAGAGACGCGGCGCUUGCUUUUUACACGUUAACCGAUACGGGAUUUCAAAGGGAAUUGUCAAUUACCAAGAGAGAACAAUUAUUCUCUCUUAGGCCCGGUUCAGACGCCGUACUUUUCAUGAGCCGAGCCUAAUACAUUGAAUUAAGUACAUGAAAAGUUCGGCGUCUGAAUCAAUUAGGAACGCCUGUUUCAAUUUGGAACGGCUCAGCCGUUCUUUUCGCCUAGCCCAGCCGGGAAUUUCGCCUUUGGAUCGACUUUGGAACGCCUUUGAUUCAGACGCCGAACUUUUCAUGUACCGAACCAAAUGCAAAAAUUCUUAUAACGUAUUUUGUAAGCAGUUUGACCGAAAUGCGCAUUUUUCGCCUUCUGAAUUUAGUUCGGCUGGAAUUAAGAUCGGCGUCUGAAUCACUUUAGCCGGUCUAAAUAAUUUGGGUCGGUCUUAAUUCGAAUUAGGUUCGGCUCAUGAAAAGUUCGGCGUCUGAACCGGGCCUUACAUUUACGUCACUUUCAUCGUCUUACAAAUAACUAUGAGGUGAUUUUAUAGAGCAUUAUUCUAUGGUCAUUAUCCUAUACCAGUUUAACUAUAACAUAGAAAAAACACUGUGGACAGAUCAGACUUCAUGUUAAACAAAAAAUAAGAAUAAAAUUUUCUAGUUUUAUCACGAAUUGGUGAAUAUAAAUUUCUAUAUUUGCUCCCCUCUCAAUCGCUCAGAAAAUUGAAAAAAAAAAAACAUAUGGCUAACUCUUCGUCUUGAUCUAAAGAAACAGGAAAAAUGAACUUGGCUAUUGUCUGGUCAUCCUGACGGAACAAGCUUGGUCAAUAACGCAUACUAUACUUUUAAUCUGAUACAAGGGAUUCUCUAGGCUUCAUUCGCCUGUUCAGCUAUUCAUUCCAGCACAGGCUUCCCAAGGUCGGAAGUAUUGACUUUGUGAUACCAAUCUGUGCAGCGUGCAUUUUGUGGGUUUGUGAAUAUUCAUCGCUCAUUUAUUGAGAAUUACAACUGAAGGACCUGAAGAAGAAAUUUUUUGCGGAAUAUGUUAUAUUCAUUAUUAGAAGUGUUACCACCUUGUAUCAGGGCGGUUUUAGGCGAUUUCAGCGAGUUUUCUUUUCACAUUUGUCUUUCCCCGACAUAGACAAUUUCAUGUUUUUCUGUUGGCAGGUUAGUGUGUUUGAUUUGUAAUUGUAAAUACUAAAAAACUUAGCAUAUCUUUCGUUGCCUCCAGUAUCCGCGCGUUGGCCUCUACAGUAUUUCUUACAGCAAUUCUUUUAUUUAUUUAUUCCUUAUUUUCUCCUAUUUUAAAUUUCUGUAAAGAAAUCAUGUGAUAUUUUAUCGAAAUACCCCUUGAAUCGACUUGAAAGUUUUACAGCAGGUUAAUAAAUAUGCACAGCCCUUUACAUAGUAAAUAUUCACAAACGACAAAAGUCCACAAACUUUUGAACGUAAAGGAAUAUUUUGUCGUCAACUGUCUGUCUAAAUAAAUUGGGAAAUCUCGAUAUUAAAAAUCUGUUCCCUAAAAACACAGAGCAAAAGAAAUCGUCAUUUUUUAAUGUUUGAAUCAAGUUUUUUCAUCGAGCGUGGUAUAUAAAGUCAAUAUUUCUCUUUUUAUGGCCAGGCCUUUGAACUCUGUUCGCGAAGAAAAUAUUUCCGGAGUCUUUGUCUCAGUUAUAAACAGAGAGUGCAUUUUUGUCCUUAUUUUAUCUGGCGAGUGAUUAAUUAACAAGCAAAUGUUUUAUCUCACUCUGUGGGUGUUCAUACAGUGAGAUACAAUGUAUACGGUCAAAACUCGCUUUACGGGCACCCGCUUAAUACGGCACCUCAUUUUUAUUGACAUUUUGCUUUGUCCCUGGGGAAAGAAAUCCUUAUAUUUUCUUUACAUUCAACCCGCUUAAUACGGACACUAUCUACGGUCCCUCAGUGUCCGUAUUAACGAGGUUUAACUGUGCAAGAAGCAGCAAAUUUGAUUAUAUGACAAUCUAGUUCUCGCGUGUCAUUUAAUUUAGCUGCACUGAAAAAAGUGGCAAAAAAAUAUGUUUGAGACCAUUCAUGGCUGUCUUUUGGUAAAUCUAUUCACCCAAAGCCCAUACCUAUAUAACGGUGAUCAUUGUACUUUCAGUUUCCUUAGCUUCCGUGACAGUCUUUAUUCUUCAAAUACAAAGUGGUAGAACGGACGUUUUUUUGCCCGUGAGAAGUAUGCUCGAGAAACCGAAGGGAAAAUCUCGUUAGAUACGGCUAUAUAUCACCAAAUGAUCAGAGACUGUUAACAAUUUUUAGAUAUGUAAUUCUUCACAGAUUCGUUUCCUGACGAUCGCAAUCAAACACAAAAACUCUCCUGCUUUCCAUGAUGCACUUAAUGUGGAUAACCAAUCAAGUUUAAUUUCAGUUCACGACUGAAUUUUGAUCGACUGAGAAAAAAAACACCGCUAGAAUUUGACCUGAUAACUGGUUGCACAAAACUCAGCGGAAGUCUCAGCUUUGCUAAAAUCGACUGUCUUUUCAUUUGCGAAACACUAACUGUUUAUUUAUGUAAUAAUACUUUGCCUAAGGCAGAUUUAGCAAUGCUCUUGCUGUAGCGAUAAUGUGCUUAUUGAUAACAAAGGUCAGCUUAACUCGCUCAAACGCGAAUCAAAUGUAAACAAAAGCCUGAGAGUGGAAAAAAGGAAGUUAUUCAAUGCAGCUUCAUUUGUUCACGUUUUCUGGAAGGAAAAGAAGUCAUUUUAUCUUUACAGGUACGUCUAGUUACCUCUUUUUUAGAUAAUUAGUUUCUCGUCGAAAAUAGUGGAUUCAGGGUCGUAACUCUAAUCUUCAGCAUAAAUAUCAUCGGCCACUUUUGCCGAUUUAGGCUCUUGACCUUUUUAGAUAUUUUCUCUGACUUAAUCCAUCUAUUUUGUACUUGAUUUCCUUGCUUGUUCUCGGAGUAAAAUAAUCACUAAAACUCAAUCGCUGUUUCGUUAGAAAUCGCUCCAUUUUUCAGUUGAUCGUAUCCACUUGUCAAGACGAAACAGUACUCCGUAACUCCUCAAGUAAAGAGAACAGAGUAUUUCUUAGUAAUUUUACUUCGAGUUUGUAACAAAUAAGUUAAGUAAAUAAAGGUUCACACACCUAAAAAAUUCAAAAGAAACCCCAAAAUUAACAAGUGAAAAUACUAGAAACCCGACCGACUGACUAAAGUUUUAAUUCACUGAACAAUUUUAAAAUCAAUUAAAAUUCAAACAAUUUAUUAACGACAAUAUGCACAGCAUUAAUAUAAAGUACCAAAAGAAAUUUGCAUUCAGUAUUUUAACCAUCAGAAAAGACGUAGCCUUGCAAAACCUUGCGAAGUACAGUAUGUAGAAAAACGUAAAUGAGAGUGAAAGAUGAUUGUUCAUUUAUCUUUGCCUGAAUGUAGCGAAGCGUAAUGAAACAAAAGAUAAAUGGUUUCUUGAAUUCCCAAGCACAAGUGCAUUUGUCGGCAGUGUGUUUUAAGUGCCGGCGUGAGAUUACAGAGAUUAUGGGAAGAAAGUGUGAUAUGUAAACUAGCAAGUAUAUAUUCGCUGAACAGUAAACAAGUUUCAUUGUGGAUUUUUACAAGCGGACAGUUAAAUUUUGUUCUUUUUUAUAUUUUGGUUGAAAUCCUGUAAUCCAUUUCCUCGUAACGAUUUUAGUUGUGCUUUCCUGAUGAUUGACAGUCAUUAUAAGUGGUUUUGUUUAUUCAAUUUACUUUGGCCUGAUCGAACGUAUAGAGUUUGUUUAAUUUUUUGGUGUCUAAACAGUGUAAACAGUUGUUUUUGUUUUGUGAUUAGUUGGUUAGUUCAAUAAAUGGGCUAAGAAUUGUCUGCUUAUCCCGCACCGCAUUUCUGGUUGUCAGUUUUUUGGGUGCGGGGAAUUCAAGAAAAGUGAUUAGUCACGUUAUUUGAGACAUGGAAAAAAUUUUCCCAAGUUUUGUAGUAUAAUCACCACAUGGGAAAAACUUGGAUUAUUUUACUCUCCCUGUUGUUAAUGCAACACGUUAUUUGUAAGUUUCAUAGGCUGUUCAUCAUAUUGCAGAAUAUCAUCGAAAAUCACAUGAAAAUGGCUACUUCCAAGUUUAAGGCGUCGCUAAUACUGUUAGCGUUAUUUGCGAUAUUAUUAUUGGCUUGUGCUACAAGUGACAACAAGACCAAACAGCCAUCGAACAACAUGGUAGGUGACUUGGUUAUGCGUCUCAGUCUAAUAAGGACGACAACGUAUGUAAAUUUUUUUAAAGAUGUUCAUGAAAAAAUGGCGUAUUGAACAGUCUUAGUUCAAAUUCUCACUGUUAACAGUACUUCCUGUUUUACAACUUAAACUUUUAAGGUAACAGGUCUAAAUUUCAGCGGACACGCCAGAUCGUAUUCCUUUCAGUGUUUUAGCUUUGAAAUAAAAUUCAAAAUGUAAUGGCACUAAUCUACAAGGAAAGAAAUUGUGGAGCUGCUCAAUUUGACUAAUGAUGUCAACCUGACAAAGCCUGUCAAUUGACAAAUAUGAACUUUAUCAAUUCUACUUUGAAUUUACCAGGCCUCUCCCGUCUACUAUGCUGGGAUUCCCGGCAUGCAUGGCAAACCUGGUUCCCCUGGGAUACCAGGCCGCGACGGACGAGAUGGCCGUGAAGGAGCCAAGGGUGAUCAAGGUAUCCCAGGAAAGACUGGACCCCAGGGGCCUCCGGGACCUAGCGGAAACCCUGGUGUUAAUGGAAAUGAUGGCGCUAAAGGAGAACGCGGAGCCCAAGGACCCCCAGGACAAAAAGGGGAACGCGGGGAGAGUGGAUUAAGUGGAACCCCUGGGAAUCCAGGUCUGAUGGCUUUUAAGAACUGGAAGGAAUGCGUUUGGAAAAACAUCAAUGAAGGCAAAGAUAAUGGGCUGAUCAAGGUAAACACAUUUUUCUUUACCCGUUCAUUACAUCAAGGUCUAAUCAGGGUUAAAGAGAAGUUUUUUAUUGGUUUUCAUAAAGAAGGAAAACUAAUAACCAUUGCCUAAUAAUAAUUAUAUAAAUAGUAACAAUAAUAAUAAUACUAUAGUAAGUGUUUAUUGACGAUAUAUCCAUUACCAGAAAUAUGGCUCAUCACUGGUUAGUAACUAAUACACUAUCACUUUCAUACUAAUUUAAAAAAUCAAUUACGUGUAGGUUAUCAUUACUAUAAAACAACAUCUUGCUAUAAAAUUAUGAAAAAUUAAAUGAUAAUAAAAUAAAAAGAAAAUAAAAUCAAAGAAAACCUAGGGGACAAGAAGAAGAAGCUUAAGGGCGUGAGUAGAUCAUGACCAGUUUUCAUUUCACCUGCCUCUAAGCACACAAGACGGUUUAGUGGUACAUUUUUACUAGUAUAUCUCUUUCUCUUUUUUGUAUAGGAAUGUGUUUUCAGCAAAAACUUCUCUGACACAGCCCUUCAUGUGUACUGGACUGGUACACUUAGAGUCUAUCAUAAUGGUGGCUGUAAACGCUGGUACUUCACUUUCAACGGUGCAGAAUGUUCCGCUCCCCUACCCAUUGAAGGUAUUGUUUACGUGGUCAGCAAAUCUCAAGACCCUCAUCGCGUCCGUCACAUUGAAGGCUACUGUAAUAACAUUCACAAAGGAAAGGUGCGCGUGGGGUUCUGGGUUGGUAAAUGCGAAGGGUACAGUCAUGGAAACUAUGACGCCUACACAGGAUAUCGUUCUGUGUCCCGCAUAUUCGUAGAGGAGGUUCCAAAAGCUCAAGCUUAGACUUUCAGAGAAGACAGACCCUCCUGCAUAUUAACCAAACAGGGACAGUAAAUAAUAGCGCUUCCAUAUGUGGGAUACUACGGUUAAUUGCUUUGUAGCUGUGUAAAGUUUGCUCAUAAUAAACAAGUUGCAGGAGGCAGCC